AUGUCUUGUCCAUUGUCAACCGACACCGAUGAAGCUACCCUUCGCCAGCUCAGCCGCGCACAGUUGCAAAAGGUCGCGAAAGAACACAAAGUGAAGGCAAAUAUGAAGAGCAAAUUGAUCAUCAAAGAGAUAGUAAAUAUGACCAUUCCUGGUCCUUCGUCGCGAGUAUCAAAGAUAGCGGCAAAAGCAAGUGGUGAGAAUCAUGCGCGAGAUCACUUGAACAGUUCUCUUGUCGAGGAAAACGACACCUCAUCCAGUGCCGCACAUGCAGAUACAAUCACACACUCUCUGACCAUUGAAGAAAUCAUGGAGUUCGCGGAACACCUUACCAUCAAGGACAUAAUCACUGAAGGUGGUCCCAAUAGCUUUUCCUAUUCUGCAAAACAUUGA
Suillus discolor is the source of this 390-nucleotide messenger RNA. RefSeq lists its product as uncharacterized. Lineage: Eukaryota; Fungi; Basidiomycota; Agaricomycetes; Boletales; Suillaceae. The record is from RefSeq and is a predicted model, not a curated record. The coding region runs from base 1 to 390 and encodes 129 amino acids. The transcript is spliced from 3 exons.